Molecule: messenger RNA, 3656 nt
Organism: Patiria miniata (bat star)
Lineage: Eukaryota; Metazoa; Echinodermata; Asteroidea; Valvatida; Asterinidae
Product: protein PML-like
Exons: 2
Biological process (GO): positive regulation of DNA-templated transcription
Cellular component (GO): nucleoplasm; chromatin
Molecular function (GO): zinc ion binding; ubiquitin-protein transferase activity
Source: RefSeq, a predicted model, not a curated record
AUGGCUGUUUUGGUUAAUGACCAUCCUAUCACACAAAGCCCAACAGUGAGGAAGGCAUCUAAUGUUACAGUUCAAUCAGUGUUGGAGAAGAUUAGUGUGGAUCAUCUGGAAUGCUCCAUCUGCACCAACCGUUUCAGGCAGCCCAAACUGCUGGACUGUUUGCAUUGUUUUUGCCUGUAAUGCCUCCAAGAGCUCAGACAGAGCCAAGAUCCUAGUGGUACAAAGCUGACAUGUCCUCUGUGCAGACGAGAAACCGUACUGAAAGGGUCUGGGGUUGCUGAUCUCCCUAAUAAAUUUGCAUUCAGUGCCCUGGUGGAGGAAGUUACAAUGCAGGAAAAGCUACUGGAAGGUCAAGGGUCAGAAAUCAAAUGUCAAGCCUGUGAUGAAGAGAAUCAGGCUGUGUCAAGAUGUAUGGGCUGUGAUCAUUUCCUGUGUCAAGAAUGUCAAAAGGCUCAUGAACGUCUAACCCUAAUGAAAUCUCACAAAAUCUACACAUUGGCUCAACUUCGAUCAGGAGAGAUAGUCUAUAAGAGUAAAUUAAGAGACGAAGUUCCAAAAUGUUGCAAGCAUCCAGAUCAGAAUCUCAGUGUCUACUGCAACUCAUGUGAGCAACUCAUAUGCACAACUUGCUCUGUGCUUGAUCACACAAAACACUCACUCACUGGAUUACCUGAGGCAGUAGAGAAAUGUAAGAAGAAGGUCACAGAAAUGGUCCAAAAAAGUGAGAGAAGAAAAACACAAUUGAGCACCACCAUCGAGGAGACGUGCAAAUUUCGUAAGGAGCUGGACACCAUGUUUGCGAACUCCAAAAAGAAACUCUCCAAAAAGGCUCAACAGGAGAUUACAAAGGUCAAACAGGAGGUUGCAAAGAUCCAAAAGGAAGAACACAAAUUGAUGAAAGAGAUGGACAGGAUUUAUCAAGAAAGAGUAAAAACGUUUGAAGCUGCUCAAGCUAAGAACAAGAAAGAGGUGACACAGACACAGCACAAGCUGGAGGAGGUGAAACAACUCAUGAAUCAAGCAAGUUGCUAUGAGAUUCUUGAACUUCAACAGAAGCUCUUGCAUAACCUCAGUGAAUUGACAGGGAAACAGCCACAGCAAGUUCCUGACAAGUUGACCUUCAUGGACUUUGAAGAAGGUGAAAGGUCACUUGGGAGUCUCAUUCUGGAGAAAGAGCCAAAGGCUACAGCAAAGCAAUCACCAAGACCUGCAAGAUCAUGUGUGAAGGAGAAAUGGGAACUGAAGACUGAUGUCAAGAACUUUGGACUUAGAACAUGCAUAUCACGUGUUGCAGCACACUCUAGCAAUAAUAUACUUGCACUACAUGUAACCAAUAUAUUUUUUUUAAAUGAACAUGCACUAUUCCCAGUUUCAAUUCCAAAUAAUCACCAGGAACAAUCUCCUAUCCCACAAAGGCUACAAAUCAAUGGCCUCACUGAUGAUGUAAGCUGUAUUGCAGUGAGCAAGGAUGACAAGCUCCUUGCUCUAGAUGGUCCAGUAGUCAAGGUCUUCAACAAGCAACAUCAGCUCCUCCAUCAGUUCACACCAGGUAGAGGGUCAAACAGCUACCCAACAUGCCUUGCAGUGGGUGACAGCAAUCUGAUAGCAGUGGGUCAUGAAGACGAGGCGGAGAUAUCUCUACACAACCCAGAUGGAUCCCUCAUCAGGAGACUGCCUGCUCCAAUGAUUAGAGGUUUUCUGACAAUGUACAUGUACAAUCAUCGGCUUAUUUACACAAACAAGUUCAAGAGAAGGUUGGUAUGUGUAGACUACUAUGGUGCCAGUGUAUUCUCAGUAGACAUGACCAGCAACAUGCAGAUGGAUGGGUACCCUACUGGUGUGUGCUGUGACAGUGAUGGCAGCAUCUAUGUUGCUGUGCAUGGAAAUCCAACAGGUGAUAUUCUGCAUUACAGUCCUGAUGGCAAGUACAUUGGUUGUGUGAUCAAGGACUGUGGUGAUCCAUGGGCCAUAACAAUCACAUCAGAUGGUGAUCUGGUAGUGGCUGCAGGAGAGUCUGUAAAGGUCUAUCACCGAGUGUAAGGACAUAUAAAUUAAACUGGGGCUAUCCAGCGUAUCCACCAACCACGUCCAUCAGACAUUGAAUAUUGUUAAUUAUCACUGAAAAAGAACCUUAAAGUUCAUUCCCUUGAAUAAGGCAUUGAAAUAAUGUAUAUUUCGUUUAUUUCUAAGGUAUUUGCUCUCCGUACGUGUUGACUCUCAUACCUCAACCACUUCCCCUUUAGAAAAUCUUGGACUUCGACACCCAGCCCACUUCCUGCAAAAUCUUAGAUCUGCCGGCCCAAUAAUGAGAGCAAGGAGUGACCCUUCACACUGUUUUCAAAUAGGGCAGAUUGCACAUUCUAAAAAUAUAUAAAAAUGAGAGGGAAAGCAUUACCACGACAGGGCAAUUCAAUUUUCUCGGAUUCAUCUCAGCGAAUGCAAAGUCAAUGCAUGAGGUGUUUUCCCAAGUAUAAGAUACAACCCUGCUCCUUUGUGAAAUGUAAACAUUUCCUUAGAUUUUGAUAUUCGAUAUUUCAAUUAUUGGCAACUUAUUUUCAAAGAAAAAAGAUUUUGCACCUCCGUGUACAUGUGACAAAAGUAAAUUAUUCAAAAGCAACUGGAUGAAAUAUGUGUGAUUUUGAACUAAAGCGAUAGUUUAAAAGUAAAUCAUAUGCAAUCCCUAGGUUGUCUCUUUCACAGUGCUUUCUGAGUGCCUCAUCAAAUUAAUAUCAGUUUCAUUGCAUUUACAACCAAGUUGAAAAUGAAAACCUUGUGCAUUCUACUGCAAUGAUACAUGGAUGUUUGUAAAUGUGGUUGGUAUGAUGGAUGUACUGUACAUUUGUAAAUUGAAAUCUAGUUUGUAAGCCUUUGUUAAAUGGCGUUUUUAAAUACUACAAUAGAAGAUGCAUUGGAACAUUCUAUGAAUUUGGGGUCCACUUUUUCCUGUCCCUAUACGUCUGGCAUCUACGAUUUUGUAAUUGAAGAUGCACUCCUUUAUGUGUGUACUCUUUCCACCAAGAAUGCUUCUGUGAAUCAAAUGACCUACUCAACAAAUAUUAAUUAGUUUGAAGUCAUUUUUAAUUGCAGUGAAUGGCAAAUGAUAAAUUUGGGAUGUGCAGAGACAGGAAAAAUGUCCGACUUUGGACCCUAAAUGUAUAGAAUGACCUACUUAUGAGAGGUUCCUUAUCACUACAAUAAUAGUUUAGUUUAUUCCAUAAAUGAUUGAGGCUUUUACUUCUUCGACUAAUCAUUGAUUUGCUACAUGCUGAUAGACCAAGUAGUUUAAAUGAAGCAAUGAGCAUUUGCUUUAAUUACAGAAUAUCUCUCCAAGAGAACGCAGCUUACAUGACAACAAUGCCAUUUCGACAAAGAUCCAAAGUCUGUUAUUUUACCAAUCAGCAUCUGGAACUUUCUAAAGGUACCAGCAGAAUAACUAGGGUUGGAAGGUUUUUGUAAGUAAAAGGAUAAUUUUAUUUUUCAUGGACUUUUGUUUUUUCAAAGACUUUGGAAAAGUAGUUUCUAUUGAAAAGGUGGAUACAAUGAAAAUGGAAUGUCAUCGGCGUUUCCUUGAGUGGAAAAGGUCAAGACACACUCAGAUUUACAGUAUUUUAGGGGGAACACUGGGGCAUUGAAAACAUCUCAAUAGUAAACUGUUU